UCUCAAUCACAGCCUCAAAACCCUCAGAUUAGUUUCCUUCUCUCGUGUCAAAUUAGUUCCCUACUAACUUUCCUCUCCGUUUGAUCGGUUAGCCAUGGCCGAAUCAGCGUCGAAGGUCAUUCACAUCCGGAAUGUGCCAUCUGAAGCCACUGAGGUCGACGUGCAGCAGCUGGCGCAGAACUUCGGUCCGGUACAGAGGGUUGUCGUCAUGAGAGCCAAGAAUCAGGCCCUCAUUGAGAUGCAGGACAUUGCUGCUGCGAUCAACAUGAUUCAGUUCUACACUGGCGUGCAGGCCUCCAUCAAGGGAGGAAUGUGUACUGCCAGUUCUCCUCUCAUCAGGUCCUCACGCCUAACGAGAACCCGGCCAGGACGCACCAGGAGGUCUGCAGGCGCUGGUGCAGUACAACAACCAGGCGAGCUCCAUCCAGGCCAAGAACAACCUGCAGGGCCGCAACAUCUACGACGGCUGCUGCACGCUCGACAUCCAGUUCUCCAAUCUGAGCGAGCUGCAGGUGCAUACAACAACGAGCGCACCAGGGACUACGUCAACCAACUCCCGGACCAGCCGGGAAGGCGCCCGGAAACAUCAUGCAGCAAUCUCUGUUCGGCGAGGGUGGGAACGUGUAUGGCGGCAUUCCUGGGCAACGGCCCGGGGUGUUCCCCGGACAGAUGGGGCAGAUGGGUCAGAUGGGGCAAAUGGGCCAGAUGGGCCAACCUGGCAUGCCCCAGCCUGGCAUGGGCGGGCUUAAUGCGUAUGGGGGCGCGACUAUGGCUGCAGCAGCUGCGGCACAGAUGUUUGGAGGCAACCUGCCGCCUGGCGUGACAGGAACCAACGACCGCUGCACGCUGCUCAUCUCUAACAUCAACCACGAGGUGGUUGACGCGGACAAGCUGUUCAACCUGGUGUCCAACUACGGCAACGUGCUGCGCAUCAAGUUCCUCCACAACAAGCCCGACCACGCCCUCGUGCAGCUCGCCGACGGGCUGCAGGGGAGCUUGCCGUGACGUACCUCAAGGGUGCCACGGUGUUUGGCAAGCGGCUGGAGGUGAAUUACUCCAAGUACCCGUCCAUCAACCCCUCGGCCGACACCAAGGACUACUCCACCUCCAACCUCAACCGCUUUGGCCGCAACGCGCCCAAGAACUACCGGCACUGCUGCGCGCCCACGCGCAUGCUGCACUGCAGCAACCUGCCUGCCGACGCCUCCGCCGAGAUGGUUGUGGAGCACAUGGCCCCGCAUGGGCCCGUGCUGGGGUCUAAGGUGAUUGAUAAGGACGGCAAGAAGCAGGUGCUGGUGCUGUUUGAGAGCGUUGAGGCGGCGACUGAUGCUCUCGUGGCGAAGCAUGCGAGCGCGAUUGGGGGACAGGUUAUCCGGCUGGCCUUUUCCAAGAGCCAGAAUCUCUAGAUUAAGGGAGGGGUUUGUACCCAUCAAUGGCACUCACAAACAUGAGUUACCCAUUGAUGGGUAACUCAUGUUUGUGGAGCAGAUGCCACCGCACGGGCUGGUGUUGGUGCCAAAGGUGAUUGAUAAGGACUGCAAGCAGGUGCUGGUGCUGUUGGAGAGCGUUGUGGCGGCCAUGGAUAUGCCUGAGGCGAAGCAUGCGAGGGCGAUUUGGCUUUAAAAGCGUUUUUAAGAGCCAGAACCUGUACGGUAGAGUGGGUGUUGAGGCGAAAGCUAGCAACAGGGGUGGCAGUCCUUCCGCCCUGAAAUGCUUUUUGAUAGGAUGUGUGGUUUUUGCCCUGAUUUGAUCUGACAGAUGAAAGACAGAAUAUU
Molecule: messenger RNA, 1775 nt
Organism: Closterium sp. NIES-67
Lineage: Eukaryota; Viridiplantae; Streptophyta; Zygnematophyceae; Desmidiales; Closteriaceae
Source: the annotation of a GenBank genome assembly